AUGCAGGUCAUGGUUCCUUUUAACUUCAAUGAAUUCAUCAAUGAUGUUAUGUCCUUGGUGAAGAGCAAAGUAAUACCUAUCACACGCAUUGAUGAUGCUGUCAGCAGAAUCCUACUUGUCAAGUUCACCAUGGGACUCUUUGAGAACCCUUUGGCUGAUUACAGCUUCUCCAAUGAACUAGGAAGCCAGGCACAUAGAGACUUGGCAAGGGAAGCUGUUAGGAAAUCCCUUGUACUGCUGAAAAACGGGAACAAUACCAAUCCUAUGCUCCCACUUCCAAGGAAGGCUUCAAAGAUUCUAGUAGCUGGUACUCAUGCUGAUAAUUUGGGUUACCAAUGUGGUGGUUGGACCAUAACUUGGCAAGGAUUGAGCGGCAACAAGAACACUAGAGGUAAACUUCUGUUGAUCAAAGCACAUAAGUCAAUCUUCAACGAAAAUCCAAAUGCUGGAUUCAUCAAGUCGAACAACUUUUCUUACGCAAUCAUUGCUGUUGGUGAACCUCCAUAUGCAGACACAUCUGGAGAUAGCGACAAGCUAACUAUGAUGGAUCCUGGUCCAGCCAUCGUUACCUCCACUUGUCAGGCUAUCAAAUGUGUUGUUGUAGUUGUUUCAGGGAGACCACUUGUGAUGGAACCUUACGUUUCCUCGAUUGAGGCCUUGGUUGCAGCGUGGCUACCGGGAACAGAAGGCCAAGGGAUCACUGAUGCUCUCUUUGGGGACCAUGGCUUCAGUGGGAAACUUCCUAUUACAUGGUUCAGAAACACAGAGCAGUUGCCUAUGAGCUAUGGAGAUUUGCAUUAUGAUCCGCUUUUCGCUUAUGGGUCUGGUCUUGUAACUGAGUCUGUUGUGAGCAUUGUAGCUUGGUAA
Molecule: messenger RNA, 867 nt
Organism: Eruca vesicaria subsp. sativa (arugula)
Lineage: Eukaryota; Viridiplantae; Streptophyta; Magnoliopsida; Brassicales; Brassicaceae
Source: the annotation of a GenBank genome assembly